GGCACAGUGGUGGGCACAAACUUGUGCAGCUGACUUUGUGCUGCAUAUCCACAUAACGCAGACUGUGCAGUUUUUCUGUCUCACAAAGUCUUUUGUUGUUGUUUUUCUUGCAGUGAGAAAAGUGGAGAUGAAACAGUCGGACGGAUACCGCAGCGCGUAAAAGUUGUGGAUGGUUACUUUUGCGCAUAAACACUUAAAGGACUAUUUUAUCUCCAAAAGUUGCGGUAUAAAACAAGAGCAGGUGAAAUUCUUCCCUCUGCAAAAAUAUCGCCCACAAGCAGGCUGGAAGACCAUCCGCUCCGGAGAACACAGCGAAUCCGCAGAGCGCAGAUGAUCGCAACUGGUGUUUGUGGUGUCGCGCUGAUGCUGGUGUUGGUGGUUCUUAUCCCGGUCGUGGUGAACACCGCCGGGACUCCUGCCCGCUACGAGAUGCUCGGGUCCUGUCAAAUGGUGUGCGAUUCCCACGGGACCGCAGCCACGGCCACCGCAAAGGCAACCAACCCGAUCAAAGACAACCGCCUGGUUCAGUCGCUUCCGACGUUCAUCCAGGGUCCUCAAGGAGAGCCGGGACGCGUCGGGAGGAUGGGUCCCAGGGGGCCAGUUGGCGAGCCCGGACCACCUGGACCUGCUGGUCCGCCGGGAGAGAGAGGGGUACCGGGCCCCCCGGGUCCACCCGGAGCAAACGGGCCCAACGGUGCCAUCAGCGCUGCCACUUACAACACCAUCCCAAAGAUUGCGUUUUAUGCAGGACUGAAGAAGCAGCACGAGGGAUAUGAAGUGUUGAAAUUUGACGACGUGGUGACAAAUCUGGGCAAUCACUACGACCCCUCCACAGGGAAAUUCACCUGCUCAAUACCGGGGAUUUACUUCUUUGUUUACCAUGUGCUGAUGCGAGGAGGAGAUGGAACCAGCAUGUGGGCUGACCUCUGUAAAAACAACCAGGUGAGAGCCAGUGCCAUCGCCCAAGACGCCGACCAGAACUACGACUACGCCAGUAACAGUGUCGUCCUGCACCUCGAGCCCGGGGACGAGAUUUACAUCAAGCUGGACGGCGGGAAGGCGCACGGGGGCAACAACAACAAGUACAGCACCUUCUCCGGCUUCAUGUUGUACGCUGAUUGAAACACGGCAAAGAUCCGCUGAGGGGGGAGAAAAGAGAUCUGCUCUGCAUAUAGCUUGCUUCACUGCUCAUGCUCGAUUCAGUGUCAGUUGGAUUAUUAGAGGCAGAGCUCACCAUUUCCAUUUUGCAAAAGAAUCCAAAAAGAUGUGGAGGACAUCAUGCUGAAAAAAAGAUAAGAGCUGUACUGAAGAGCUUCACAGUGUAAUUACAGAAUCAUGAUUUUUAAAGUGUACAGCGUUGAAUUGUGCGCCUGUCAGACUGUUUAGUGUCGCUA
Messenger RNA from Epinephelus fuscoguttatus (brown-marbled grouper), 1394 nucleotides. RefSeq names its product complement component 1, q subcomponent-like 3b (gene c1ql3b). Lineage: Eukaryota; Metazoa; Chordata; Actinopteri; Perciformes; Serranidae. The record is from RefSeq and is a predicted model, not a curated record. Gene Ontology annotation, molecular function: protein binding. Bases 331 to 1122 code for a protein of 263 amino acids. The transcript has 2 exons.